Suillus subaureus is the source of this 313-nucleotide messenger RNA. RefSeq lists its product as uncharacterized. The transcript has a single exon. Lineage: Eukaryota; Fungi; Basidiomycota; Agaricomycetes; Boletales; Suillaceae. The record is from RefSeq and is a predicted model, not a curated record. Bases 83 to 259 code for a protein of 58 amino acids.
UUAUCAAGUUGUUGUCAAGCACCGUAUCACUUACAUAGUUUGAUUGUCCAGCAGUAAAUGAAUUGUACGCAGUUUGGGGGUUAUGAAACAGCCUAGCCCCAAUUAUAGAAGAAAUCAUGGCAUCGGGAGAUUUAUUUCGAAGGCUGGAAGUGCUGUAUCAAACACGGUCGACCUGUUUGAAGCUACUAGGCUAGUACCCCUUGCUAUGAUACAGCUGCCUAUGUGCACCCGGUAUUCAACUGGGAAGUCCUUAGUAUGAUGCUAUAUGAUGUACGAAAUACGUGAAUUAUACGUUAACUUACGAAAUGAUCAG